Molecule: messenger RNA, 3370 nt
Organism: Lutzomyia longipalpis
Lineage: Eukaryota; Metazoa; Arthropoda; Insecta; Diptera; Psychodidae
Gene: Patr-1
Product: protein PAT1 homolog 1
Exons: 7
Coding region: 106-2586 (826 amino acids)
Biological process (GO): P-body assembly; deadenylation-dependent decapping of nuclear-transcribed mRNA
Cellular component (GO): P-body
Molecular function (GO): RNA binding
Source: RefSeq, a predicted model, not a curated record
CAAUUGCAGAUGGCGUGCGUGUCAUUGUAGAUGGCGUUGGAAGCGUUAAAAGUAAUUUAUUAUGAUAUUUAGUGAAAUUGCAAUAGAAAUUAAGUUUUUCUACUGAUGGCUGAUUCAUUUUUUGGAUUCGACACCUCAUUGCCGCCGGAAGAUGACUUCGGAGACGGCCUGGAUGAUGAUGAUGAAUUGGAGUACGAUGCCUUAAAUGAUGAGACAUUCGGAGCGGCCGUCAGUACGGAUUGGGAGGGUAUCCAUGAGAACCUCGUGAAGCUCGAAAGUGAGAAGAAGCAGACCAAUGAGAAGCCUCACAGAGCACCUGUGGAGAAUGCAAAUUCUUCCCGGAAUAAAUAUGGUGCUGACUUGGAUGUGAACCUCUCACGAGUCUCUUUGGACGAUUGCUUCCUGGAGAAUUUAGAUGACCCCGAAUUGCCACUAAAAUUGGAUUCCAGCGUGUGGUCAUCUCCGGUGGAUCACAGAAAGCGCGAUGACCCGUACAAUGCCUUGUCCAAGCCGGACAUGUCAAAAGCGCCUAAAGCCCCCGUGCUCAAUUCCCAUUCUCCACUCCCGAAAAUGUUCACCGUGGAGGAUAUUGAGCGAAACAUCCGCAAAGCACAAACAACACCACGAGACGCUCUUGGGGCUCUCGGGAUGCCCCUCCAUUACGCCCCGGAGCCGCCGAAGCCACCAAAUCUGCCUCCGCCACCCAAUCAGCUGAACUGCCGGCACAUCAUGCCGCCACCGGGAAUUCUUCCGUCCCCACUGUCGCAGGCACACAACGUUCCGCUCUACAACGUUCCGAUGGCAAAGCAACAGCCGCCACCCUUUCGACCACCCCCAUCGGACUUUCCGCUAAUGCACCUGAUGACUUCCAUGGGCGGCCCGCCGAUGCCGCGUCCCAUCCCACCCGCCGGCAUGCCCCAAAUGCCCUACAGCAACAUGCCUAUGCAUUCAAAUUUUGGGGGUGUACGACCACCAAUGCCAGGACAGCCGGGCAGGAUAAAUCCCCUGAUGAAUGGGCCACCAUUUCCCACACCACCACCUCCGACUUCGCAGAUGCAAAGCAAUCCCGUCAGUGUGAAUCAAUACAAUAAGAGAUUAGUGCAAGAAAUACAGCAAAACCAUCCCAUGCUCUAUUUCAAUCGCAUGAAUAAUUUCGAUGCCGGGAAUAAUUCUUAUCACCAGAAUCAGAUGAAUGGAAGCAAGAACAGCAAUCAGAAUCAUCAACAGCAGCAUCGCUUUAAGCAGCAACAACAGCACAAAAGUGAUGGCAAUUUGAAUUUGGAGGAGUAUGAUGAAUAUGCAAAUUUAAUGAGUCAACGAAAUAAGCAGUGGCUGAUAGGGAUUCAAUUGCUGCAACUCAAUACGGAGACACCCUACAUUGAUGACUACUACUACACCGUCUUCAAGGAGAGACGUAUGAGGCGUGAGCGCGAGAGUAAGGCACAUCGGGAUAAUCAGAUGAAUCAUCCCCUGACACAGCCCAAGGGUCACCAACAGCUCGUGCUCAUGUCAAUGGGGAAGAAUGGGACGAAUCAGCGAAAUCACGAUCGCGAUAAGAAGAAUCAGGAUGCAAAUAAGGGUGACAAGGAGAUGACACCACGAACGUACACCCCGUUGCAGUUUGAGAAUAGCUUGGGGAAGCUUCAGUGUGGCAGUGUGACGGCACCGCGGAAGAUUAUUGACAUGGAUAUAAUGGGCCCGGAAACGGGGUAUCAAUUGAAUCCGAGCAUUGAGUUGAGUACACAGAAGAAAUCGCGACAGAUGUUGCUGCACAUUGAGUCCUUGUACAAAAUUGUGCUGAAGAUUGAAGAUCUGAAGAAUCCCAUUGCUGUUUCCACGGCGCUCGUGGUGAAGGCGAAGAAAGAGCGCGAGCGGAAGCAGGCCCUGGAGCAGUUGGAGAGUGAAGAUCCAGCUGAUGGGGAGGGUAAGAGUCGUCAGGCGGUACUCGAUGCGAUCGAUGAGAAGUACCCCGAGCCAGAGAAACUCGAUGAUCUUCUACCGCAACUUGUGGCGGGAUUGAGUGUGGACAAGGUGAUGGGAAUGAUGAAUGUACGAAAGGGGAAGACACUGAUAAAGCGUGCACUGCCGCAUUUAGUGGAUGAGGAGCAUAAAUGGCAAGUGUGGCAGGCAAUUUUUGCUGUUCUUCCGAUAAUCACCAAGAAGGAUCGUGAUGAUACAGACGGUUCCCUCGGGGGGCUCUUUACGGAGUUCAAGAAUCAUCUAAUUGUGGCAAAAUUGGGUGACUUUAUCACAGUUCCAAAAGCAAUUAUUGCAGCCAGCAAGAAACUGAACUUUAUUUUUGCGAGUAAGUUUGGCAUGCUGUCGAUAAUUGCGAUGAUGCUUAGGGUGGAAACAAUUUUUCAACUGGAUGAGAAUGAACCCCCGCUGACGGCAAGUAACGACGGGACGGCGUGGGGGCAAUUUGUGGCGACACUCGCUGCGUGUGCUGCCAAGCAGCCACUCACGGAAGCUGAGCAGAGUUUAGACAAAGAAAUUUUACAAAUUCUUCUCAAUCAUCUACGGAGGUAUCCUGAAAUUGAGACACAACCACUCACGACAGCUCUAUCGCAGGUGGAAUUUAAGUAAUUUCUUUUAAAUGCCCCCACUCCUCAUCCCCCCAUUUCCGGAGUCCCUCUACAAUAGUUUCUUCUAUUUUUACUUUUUUAUCGUCAACGUCUCUAUGGGAAAAAAUCUGUUUGUGACGAUUUAAUCGUGAGUACGGCAAUUACUUGCAACUACGGUGAAUCAGGACGAAAUAUCCUGUCGCGGAAAUUUUUCUCUUUUCCUCAUACCCAUAACUGUAUGUAAUAAUGAAUUUCUCUGACGAUGCUAUAUUAUAUUUCAUAUAAUUUAAAGGUGAAAUUUUAGGAAAAGAUAAACAAAUUAUAAACAAACAAAAAACAAAUAAUUUCCUCGUGCAAGUUAAUUAUUAUUUAAUUUCUCUCGUCAGUUCAAACUUGUGUUUUUUUUUUUUAAUUGCAAGCGCACUUGUUUGGAAUAGAUGUGAGAUAUUGUAAACUUUUUUUUAUAUUGCGCUCUGUAAUAUUUUAUACACCACUAUUCUCCCAUCCAUAGCUCCUUUAUGCAUAAAUUUAUUUUCCCCGCUUUGCCUCUUUUAUUUUUGUAGUAACACACGAUAAAUGAAAAAAAAAUUAUAAAUGUGGAUGUAAAAAAACGAUUUUUUACAAUGUCACACAGCAACAAAUGGAUUUUCUUUCUUAAAACAAAAAAAAAACAACAAAAAAUGUAAAUUAGGAUAAAUAAUUAACAUAUUUCUCUGUCAUAAGUUAAUGAAAAAAAAACUUUUAUCUUCUGUUGUAGUUAAUAAAAUAUAUUUAAUAAUGUAAGCAAAAGAAUGCAAAACAUCAAA